Molecule: messenger RNA, 7060 nt
Organism: Oncorhynchus tshawytscha (Chinook salmon)
Lineage: Eukaryota; Metazoa; Chordata; Actinopteri; Salmoniformes; Salmonidae
Product: adhesion G-protein coupled receptor G6
Exons: 38
Coding region: 329-4933 (1534 amino acids)
Biological process (GO): cell surface receptor signaling pathway; heart trabecula formation; adenylate cyclase-activating G protein-coupled receptor signaling pathway
Cellular component (GO): membrane
Molecular function (GO): laminin binding; G protein-coupled receptor activity
Source: RefSeq, a predicted model, not a curated record
AGGGUGGGGCGCCAGAGGGAGAGAGAACGUCCUCUAGCUGUGUGCAAGGACACGGCCCUGAACGGUAAAACAGCUUUACUGCUGUUUCCAGCAUCUUGCGGGACGGGGAAAAGGUUCAUCAAUCGAUUUGAGUUUCGACUUUGGGAUAAGUGCGUGUUUAGCGUUUAUACACUGAAUUGUGAUUGCCUGAAUUAAGUUUUCAAACGUCGGCGUGUCACGAAUUUGAAGAAGUUUCCAAAAGUUUUCCAAAACUGCAAACUCCAGUCGGACGACAGGAGAGGAGAUAAUAUGAUUCUUCAAGGAGAUCAGCUCCCUCUCCAAUAAGAUAAUGGAGUCUUACAUCUGUGGAGGAUGGUGGCGAUGGAAGUUCCGUAACGUCCUGCCAGUUGCCCUGCUGUUGAUGUCCCUGCAAAGACAAGCAGUGUUGAGCUGUAGUAACUCCAACUGCGUUGUGGUGCUCAAGGACUCCCAGGGUGAAUUCAACUCCCCCUGCUACCCACAAGAUUACCCCAGUAGUCAGGCCUGCAAGUGGACUCUGCAGGCUCCAGCUGGAUUCAUUGUGCAAAUAACCUUCUCUGACUUUGAGCUUGAGGAGGCCCUUGGGUGCAUCUACGACCGCAUCAUUGUCAACACCGGCAACCAAGAUGUUAAGUUUUGUGGCUUAACAGCCAAAGGACUGACGCUAAACUCCACCGGCAAUGUGAUGGAGGUGUCAUUUAACUCAGACUUUAGCGUCCAAAAGAAAGGCUUCAGUGUCAGUUACAGGCAAGUUGCCGUGGCGCUAAGGAACCAGAAGGUCACAGUGUCCAACGGCGCAGGCAAAGUGGUCCAAGUCUCCAAUUCGGUGACCAUACCUACCCUUCAGCAGUUCACCGUGUGCUUCGAGAUAGCCCGGCCCAACCAAAAGAGCAAGGAGACUAUCUUCUCUUACACCCGGCUAGAGGACAGCAGCGGUGAAGAAGCCCUCAGCUUCGGAAAUAACCAGGAUGGAAUGGCGCUGGUCAUGAGUAACGAGACAUGUCUGAUAGACUCUAUCCUCAACGCCUCAGACUUCACUUCCACCAUGAAGCAAUUCUGUCUCACGUGGGCCUCCACAACAGGCAAAGUGACCCUAUACUUCAACAGCAUCUACAGGGUCAAGACCUGCUCCAACACGAUUGGGCACUCGGUGGGGGCUGGGGGGCUCUUCAGGCUGGGGUCCCAUAGUAGCUUUGAUGGGACCAUCUAUAACUUCCGCCUGUGGGAUUAUGCCAUGGACAUGACACAGCUGGUCGCCCUCACCUGUGAUGCUGUCGGAAACGUCAUCGACUGGGACAACAGCUUCUGGGACAUCCCCUCUUCACUGGCACAGACGGACAGCGCACUGAGCUGCAUCUGUUUCCCACAUUGCAUACACUUAACAACGGCUGCUCCAUCUAGUGGUACCUCUGUACCCGUCUAUACAUCACAAACCACCAGCUGUGCCUCUCCUGGACUGGGCUGCCCAGCAACAUUAACUUCCACCAGCUCAUCCAUUGUCACCACUAACAUGAUUGCUACUAAUUCAACAACCCACGUUCUCUCUGCUACCACUUCAUCUGCCACCACUACUAGCAUGCCUCUAACUACCAGCUCAUCAACUGUUCAAACCACUACCACGACCACUCCUGCAGCUACAACUAAUGUGCCGACAUUACCCAGCACAACCACUGCAACAUUAACUUCCACCAGCUCAUCCAUUGUCACCACUAACAUGAUUGCUACUAAUUCAACAACCCACGUUCUCUCUGCUACCACUUCAUCUGCCACCACUACUAGCAUGCCUCUAACUACCAGCUCAUCAACUGUUCAAACCACUACCACGACCACUCCUGCAGCUACAACUAAUGUGCCGACAUUACCCAGCACAACCACUGCAACAUUAACUUCCACCAGCUCAUCCAUUGUCACCACUAACAUGAUUGCUACUAAUUCAACAACCCACGUUCUCUCUGCUACCACUUCAUCUGCCACCACUACUAGCAUGCCUCUAACUACCAGCUCAUCAACUGUUCAAACCACUACCACGACCACUCCUGCAGCUACAACUAAUGUGCCGACAUUACCCAGCACAACCACUGUUACUCAAACCAUUAUCCCAUCUGCAGCAGCCGCUACUAACACAACUCUAUUCUACAGCACAACCAAUGCACUGACAGCUUCUGCUACAACCAUUGUUUCAAACCCAGCUACAACUAACUUGCCUACCACUAACAACACAGUGCAUGUAACGACUACUCCCCCAUUAUCCCCUACUACUAACACCCCAGCUAACAUCACCACUACCCCGGUGUCUGAAGCCACUACUCCCCCACCGUCCUCGACUAACAUGUCUCCUACUGUCAUGUCCACUAACAUCAUUAAGCUGGAGGGUCUUUUCUACAGGAUCUCCUUUGUUGUCAAUGACAAGGAGGCCAAACUAACAGAGUCUGAUGUUGAGAAAACUGUUGCACAAUGGCUCAAUCAAACAUUCCAAAACUGGACACAUGUGGUCUAUGUCGAUAAUUUCAGAAUCCAGCCUAAUAGUGACUCACAGCUUAAGAGGAGUGCCAGUAAAAAAUUCACUUGCCAGGCCCUGCUGGUCUAUCAGACCAGCACCAAUGUGACCCUGGAAGAAGUAGCCAUCUCCACCAGGAUGGUGGGAAGCAACCCUAACAUUGGCAAUGGACUGGAGCUAGAAACUGUCGACGUGCAGUCUGUCGAGAACUGCCCGGAGGAAACUCCCCUCCAUUAUAUCUGGCCAGAGAGCAGACCAACGGUCACUCAGUAUGUCCCCUGUUUCCCCAACAAAGACCAGACUGCAUCCAGAACAUGUGUGAUCAGCCCCCUGAAUUACACAGCGUAUUGGAACACCCCAGACAUCAGUAAUUGCACUGAUAUCGAUUCCAUCAAUGUUUCAGCAGAGAACGCUGCUGAAGUUGCCGACCAGCUUGCUGACAUCACCAACAACGAGCUCUCCACAGACGAGGUGUCCAAGGUGGUGGGCAAAGUGAAGGAGCUGGUCAACGUGGCCAAGAUCAACACCACUCUGGCCACCACCGUAUUGAACAUCAUCUCCAACGUGAUGACCAGCUCUGUGUCAGCCCUGGCUGUAGCCUCAGAGAGGACAUUGAAGACGGUGGAUGAGCUGGUUCAGAAGUUAGAGUUUGAUGGGCCUUCAGUGAGCAUCACCUCUAAAAAUCUGGCUCUGGGCAUCUCAACACUAAACCAUGGCAAGUUCAACGGGACCUCCUUCAGUGCCUUCAUACAGCCCAACACCACAGACCUCCAGAUUGACUUUGAGUCUAAUCAGCUGAAUCCCCUGGCUCAGGUCACACUGCCAGCUACUUUGCUCAAAAACCUAACCGACGCUGAGACCGCUGCCAUCUCCAGGAUUAACUUCAUGUUCUUCAGCAAGAUAGGACUAUUCCAGGACAAACAGGACGGGAUGUCUCUUAACAGCUAUGUCGUGGCCAGCAGUGUGGGCAAUUACUCCAUCAGUAACCUGCAGGAUCCCGUGGAGAUUGAGAUAGUACACCUGAAUUACCAGCCAAAGCCAAAGCCAACCUGCAUGUUCUGGGAUUUUACCAUGAAAAAUGACUCAGGUGGCUGGAACAGUAAAGGCUGCAGGGUUAGUCCCAUGUCCAAUGGAAACAAGACUAUCUGCCUCUGUGACCAUCUCACACACUUUGGCAUCCUAAUGGAUAUCUCUGGAUCUGCUGCACAGAUUGAUGAGAAAAAUACCAAGAUUCUUACCUUCAUCACCUACAUCGGAUGUGGCAUAUCGGCCAUAUUCUCUGCUGUAACGCUUCUGACUUAUAUCGCCUUUGAGAAGUUGCGUCGUGACUACCCGUCCAAGAUUCUGAUGAACCUGAGCACGUCACUGCUCUUCCUCAACAUGGUGUUCCUAUUGGAUGGGUGGCUGGCCUCCUUCGAAAUGGAGGGCCUGUGUGUGGCUGUGGCCGUCUUCCUCCACUUCUUCCUGCUCACAUCCUUCACCUGGAUGGGCCUUGAGUCCAUCCACAUGUACAUCGCCCUGGUCAAAGUUUUCAACACCUACAUCCGGAGGUACAUUCUCAAGUUCUGCAUCGUCGGCUGGGGUCUGCCUGCUGCGAUAGUUGCUACAGUGGUAGCUAUUGACAAAAACUCCUAUGGGAAAAUGGAGUAUGGAAAGGGGGACACUGGACAAGGCUCUUCUGAAUUCUGUUGGAUCCGGAGCCAUGUGGUGUUCUAUGUAACGUGUGUGGGCUACUUCUCUGUCAUCUUCCUCCUGAACGUGGCCAUGUUCAUCGUGGUUAUGAUCCAGAUCUGCGGUCGCAACGGGAAACGCAGCAACCGCACUCUGCGUGAGGAGGUGCUGAGGAACCUGAGGAGCGUCAUCAGUCUCACCUUCCUCCUGGGCAUGACCUGGGGCUUCGCCUUCUUCGCCUGGGGACCCGUCAACCUGGCCUUCAUGUACCUCUUUUCCAUCUCCAACUCACUGCAAGGUUUAUUCAUCUUCAUAUUCCACUGUGCACUGAAGGAGAAUGUCCAGAAACAGUGGAGGAGAUACUUGUGUUGUGGCAGAUUCCGCCUGGCAGACAACUCAGACUGGAGCAAGACGGCCACUAACAACACCAAGAAGGUCAGCUCAGACACGGUGGGGAAGUCCCUGUCCUCCAGCUCUUUUGGCUCCAGUACAGCAAACUGGACUUCCAAGGCCAAAGCAACUCUAAACCCCUUUGCAAAGCGCAACAGUAAUGCAGGUAAAGGUUACUCCAACCAGACCAAUCCUAAAAGUGUCUCCUUGGAUGGUGAGGCCUCCUCUUCCUCCUCCUCCAUCAUCCCAGUGCACCAAGUCAUUGACAAGGUCAAAGGUUACUGCUCGGCGCGCUCUGACAACUUCUACAAGAACAUCAUCAUGUCGGACAGCUUCAGCCACAGCACCAAGUUCUAGACCACCCAGCACUUCUCUUCUUGUCCCUGCUUUUUCUGCUAGCCCCUAACCAGUGGUGAUCUCCCCCAGUCCACAGUCUCACCCCAGGGUUGUAGCUUCCAGAGCAGCAGGGCUGUAUUGUUUUUACUGUACAAUAUUUGACUUAAUCAGCUGGUCCAGUCAGUGAGAUGUACUGAAAAGGGAAGUGGGGAAAUGCAUAGUUCUGUAGAAAAGGGAAGGGCUACGCAGAGAAUGGAGUUUGGGAUUUACAUACUGUGACAUUAAUCUUUAACUGGCUAUGUGUUGUGUAAAUAUUUAUGGUAUAUCUAAUACGCCCCUUAUAAUUGAUUCUCAGUUGGUGUUGCACAUGCCUUGGGUUUUCAGUAGGGUCACCUUUCCUGUACAGAACUAUCAACAAUCGUAACUGUUCUGUUCUCAUUCUGCAAUCUGUAGAAAUCCAGUAUGAGCAACAGGGAAGCAAAAUCCUCCAAUCUGGACCAAAUAUUCAGGCUUAGGCCUAUAUUUCAAACCCAAAGACUACCAAACAUGAGGGAGUUUUUAAAAGCUGUAGCAUUGUCAAUGUGUGCUGAAAAGGAACAGGUUGAGGUGUAGUUCUGGCUUUAGUCAUCUAUUUGUGAAUCCUGUGUGUGUUUAUUUUCUGGAAAGCAAUGUUAUGUUCCUUUACAGUGCCUUGCAUGAGGAGGUUUUGCAUAAAGUACUUUAUCUUGGUCAGCGUACCAACAUCAUCAUCACGACUAUGUUAUAUUUGUCAUGUAUAUAUUUUUUAAACCUUCAGAUGCUCUACUACUGAAUAACACAUGCAGAAAUGGAUGUCUGGUAUUGGUCCAUUCACUACUACUUAAUUUUGGUCACUUCGAUUUAGGACAACCUCUGUGGGUGAUCUGUGUUUAAAGUGUCAUUUAGUCUGACCCUUCUAUGGAUAGAGUUUACCAGAGCCAUGUAUUUACAAUACAUAUAUGGCUGUAGAGGUUACUAAACCCGCAGCCAUUAAACUUAGAUUUGGUAAGAGAGUUUCAUAAACAUUCCACAUUGAAUUGUUCCGCAGUACAGUAACUCACAACAUACUGUAAUGAUUGAAAGGGGACGACAAAACACUGGCAUUAUUUGUUCAUCCACGUUCAUGCCAACAUUUUAAAAUGGCAACAUGUUAAUCUGCUCUUCCAUGUUGCUUUAGUUAGCUUAAUAUGGUAGUCUUAUUUCCCCACCAAUAGGGGAACUGAAUAUAUUGCAUUAUGUUAAAUGUUGCUGUGUGAGCUGUUGUUGUUUGUGUUUGUGAAGCGAUGGAACAAUGUUGUUUAAAAGUGUCUUUAUAUUUAUUUCUAUAGAGCUUUUUGCAUUUGUUAUUCCUCUUGAAUCCCCAGUUGAUCAGGACUCUGGAUAGAUAGAUAUACUGUUUUUGGAAAGAUGGACCUUGGUGGGCAAACAAAGCUUCGCUCUUGACCUGGGCAGGCGAAUAGGGACAGUUAUAUUUUGGAAGCAGUCAGUGUUCUCAACUGUUCUUUUCCAGCAUCAGGAAAAUAAUUGGAGCAUCAAUGAGAAAUUCCCUCAGGGGUCAAAUUUCAAGAGGUAAUGUGGUGUUGAACAGAUUUGGGGUCUUCAUUUCAAGAACGUGGGGGGAAGGGAUUACAGUGGGUUGAGAUCGUAAGAUGGAGUUCUCAUCUUUACAAUGAAUUGGAAAAUGACUGCUGGCAUCAUCUUUAUACAUAUUUGAAUAAGAUAUCCCAAAAUACACAUUUCCCAAUGUUCAACAAAGUAGUUAUCAACCUUUAUCAAGUCAUGUUAUUUGUUAUAGGCUAUUAUUUAGAGGUGCACAUUGUUCUAUCAAUGCAGAGAGAAUCCAGACAUCAUUUUCUCUGAUUCAUUUGUACAUUUUCCUAAUAACUAACUAAUGUUUCCAGGACAAAGAGCUAGGAAAUUACGAUGGUUAGAUCCAAACCGAUAUUGUACUUAGAUGUAUCACUGAUUUAAUAUGGAUGGUCUGGAUCUAUUUGAAAACAUUCUCCAAACCCUGUUAUUAGUUUUUCCACAACUUUUGUCAAUAAUAUAUUUUCUUGAAGCUGUCUCUGUAUGUCUCAACACCAUUGAUGAAUUGUGUUUCACCAAUAAAGGCAAUUAGAAGAACUGAAA